UUAGUCGCAGCUCCGAGGCCGGUAGUCGGCCCUAUCUAUGUAGUGAAGGGGGGGCAACCCGGCAGGCCGGUGAAGAUGAUCCUCUGUCCUCCGACCACGGAGCAUCCCCGGGGAAAACAGUGCCAGAGGCUGCAGGUGACAAAGAUGAGUGGGAAUGAAAAGGAGCGGACACCUCAGUUGCUUUUCGUAAAGGCCUUGGCCAGCAGGGGGCGCCUUGAGGCCAUCACACAGCAGAUGGGCUACCAUCCACAGUAUCUGGAUAGUUUCCUCCGGAUGCAACAUUACCUGCUACACAUGGAUGGCCCCUUGCCCUUUGACUGCCGCCACUACAUUGCUAUCAUGGCAGCUGCCCGGCACCGGUGUCAGUAUCUGGUGAAUCUACACAUGCUGCAGUUCCUGCGGGUGGGCGGCGACCCCCAGUGGCUGAGAGGGCUGGACUGUAUCCCCCUCAAACUCCGCAAGCUCAGCGAGAUCAACAAGAUCUUGGCACACCGGCCGUGGCUUGUAGGCAAGGAGCACAUUGAGAAGCUGCUGAAGAUCAGUGAACAGAGCUGGUCCCUGGCAGAGCUAGUGCACGCGGUUGUGCUUCUGGCUCAUUACCACGCGCUGGCUAGCUUCGCUUUUGGCUGUGGAUGUGAACAGGACACCGGUCCAGAGGGACGGGGCUUGCUGAAGCUCACCCUCCCAGGGAGCCUCUGCUUCUGCGAAGUGGGCAACGGCUGCAGCCAGGACCUGCUACAUCUCAACCGCAAGCGGUCGCUGGAUUCCUGUGUGGAACUGGAGUCUUUACGAGAGCGUAUUCACAGGCUGCAGGUGGAGAGCGAGGCCCGAGAAGAGAUGCGGUUGCCUGAGAGAGAUGAAGGUCUUGAUGGGGAAAUCUAUGGCCCUUCAGAUCUCUCCUGCUAUGUUCAGGAUCCCAACUUUGGAUACCAGGACUUUGCUCAGCAUGAUGAGAACCAGACGCAGAUAUUCCGUGUUCAGGAUUACUCCUGGGAAGACCAUGGCUUCUCUCUGGUCAACAGGCUGUACUCAGACAUUGGGCAUCUGCUAGAUGAGAAGUUCCGGAAGGUUGAUGGCCUCCAGAGCUGUGCAAUGGCCAAGCGGCAGGGCUGUGAACAUGCGACUUUUAAGCGUGGGAUUUGGAAUUAUAUCCACUGCAUGUUUGGCAUCAGGUACGAUGAUUACGACUACGCUGAGGUGAAUCAUCUCCUGGAGCGCAUACUCAAGCUCUACAUAAAAACUGUGACCUGCUCCCCAGAGAAGAUGAAUCCUGAGAUGUUUGAACGGUUCUGGAAACAGUUCAAGCACAGUGAAAAGGUCCAUGUGAAUCUUCUCAUCCUGGAAGCCAGGCUCCAAGCAGAACUGCUGUACGCUCUUCGUGCGAUCACUCACUACAUGGUCUCCUAGAGGGGUGCUGGUGACCCCCUUUGGGGUUGAGGACUCGUGCACCACGGCAUUCACCCACCAUGUUUACUUGACAGCAUUCCCUUCCCUUAUGGGGUGUGCAGAGAAAGAGACACCCCUCCAUUUUCAUGUGCAAUUACCGAACUGGGACUCUGGGGGAAGAUAUUCAAAGGUAGCGUGCAAGGCAUUUGUGUCCAGUUUGGCAGUGUUGGAAGUUGAGUUCCCCUCCCCUCUGACUGUCCCUGUGGGUAGCUUUGUCUGCCGAAGAGAGUGGCUGGCCACAAGUUGAUUUUUCUUUUCCCUGAGCAGGGUGAGAUAGCUGAUAGCGCCUCUUCCAUCCUUGUUCCAGUUGCAGCAGCUCUGUCCACUGAAACACGUUACAGUAUUAGGUGGGCCUCUCGCUGCCUCCCCAUGCUGUUCCUGCCCUUUACAAUUGUGCCAACUUGACCCACUUUUAAGAAAUGCGUAGGCUGGUCUUGGGCACUCUUAUCGAGAAAGGUGGGAAGAAAAGGUGGCAUUAAUUCUAGCUUGUUGUGAAGGUACUGGUGGGGCUUACAAAGGCCUGCCUUCUUCUUGGUCCUUAUUCUGGCCUCAGGUAGGGUAUGUGUAUGUGUGUGUACGGGGGAAGCAUGUAGAACUCUUGCUUGUGAGAGCUCCACCCCCUCACUCAGUGUUCCUCCCUGGCCAGAUUCUUUCCACCUGCUGCCCCCAAUAGUUAUUUUCCCUGGCCAAAGUCCUUCAGCCCCAGAGCACACACCCCUUUUAUCCCCUCCACACUUCCUUUACGUUUGAGUUCUAGUUGGAGCGAGCAGCUUCAAGCCCCAUUCUAUCCUGAGAGCAACAGAUUUCCCCAUCUGGCUUUUCUCUGUGGCUUCUCCAUACUUCCAUUAGCCAGCACAGGGAUGGGUGGGUGGGGUGUCCAAGCGUUCAAAUAUGUAUCCCAAUGAUUUUUUUUCUUCCAAGGGGUCCAUUGUGAUAACAUAAGCUACUUCUGUGAUGGCUUCCUGUAAUUUGUGCUCUUGCUAGGAGCUCUCUGACAGCAGAGAAGGUGGGGGUGGGGGUGGGGGACUGGUGCUCUAUUUUUAAUGCUGGCAUAAUGCCACUCUGCAAGCCCAACAGAAUGUCCCCUUGGCUGGCAUGCUGCAGCGGUGCCCCUUGUGUGGGUCAUGGUGCAUGCACGUGGCCUGGAUCGCUGCACGGAAGCUGCUCUCUCUUGGAAGGCUGUGGGGGAGUUGUAGGAACCUGGUGGAGGGAUUCCACAAAGGGUCACUGCAAAGUGGGGCGUGGGCUUGUCACACAGGGCAUCAGCUAACCUGUUU
Molecule: messenger RNA, 2723 nt
Organism: Eublepharis macularius
Lineage: Eukaryota; Metazoa; Chordata; Lepidosauria; Squamata; Eublepharidae
Product: sestrin-1-like
Exons: 9
Coding region: 76-1407 (443 amino acids)
Biological process (GO): cellular response to L-leucine; cellular response to leucine starvation; positive regulation of macroautophagy
Cellular component (GO): nucleus
Molecular function (GO): L-leucine binding; oxidoreductase activity, acting on peroxide as acceptor
Source: RefSeq, a predicted model, not a curated record